Vollenhovia emeryi is the source of this 1501-nucleotide messenger RNA. RefSeq lists its product as uncharacterized. Bases 1 to 1221 code for a protein of 406 amino acids. The record is from RefSeq and is a predicted model, not a curated record. Lineage: Eukaryota; Metazoa; Arthropoda; Insecta; Hymenoptera; Formicidae. The transcript has 2 exons.
AUGGCCAAAAGUAAGAAGAAAGGCAGAGAAGAACGAGACAAAAAAAGGAAAAUUCUCCGGAAGAUCCAAAAAUUAAACAGGAAAGUCGAACGGUUCUUCGAGGGAGAAUCGAGGUUAUCCUCGCAGUCUACGGACAAUGAUCUUGACAGAGGGAACGUUUCUGUGAGGAGGAAAUACAACCUCCCACAGAAUGCGCUAGACGCAACCUGCGCCAGACGCAACCUGUGCUCGACACAACCUGUGCUAGACACAAUCCUUACGCCGGAGCUCGGUCUAGAACCGAGCAGUUCCCUCCCCGGGAAUUCCCUGGGGGAGCCUGGCCGCGACCCUAGCGUGGGCCACGAGUCGGGCGCAGACCUUGAGUCCGCAAACCUCAGGCCUAGCGUGGGCCUCGAACCUGGCGUGGGCCGCGAGCCCGACGUGGAUCUCGAGUCCGAUGGGGGCCUCGAGCCCGAGGUGCUGGAUAUCCUAGGUGCGGAUCCUUCCAAAUCCAGAGGUACGCAGUUCCCUUUACAGGAGGAACCUGAGUCUCGCUGGGGUCACUGGCUCUCAACCCAGCUUGGCAAAGAAGAAUUGGAUCAACUCUUGGACCAAUAUUCUCGCGAGUCCGACAAAUGUAAUUUCGAGGCGCCCAAGCAGAAUCCGGAAAUCGCAGCUAUGUCGCCGGAAGUCUUGGUGCAGCGAGAUCAAAAAUUCAUUACAUUACAAAAUACAGUCGGCUCGGCUUUGGUUGCCCUGGGCUCAGCUAUUUCUAGUCUUCUGGUCGACGAAGAGAUAGAUAAGCUCGAACUUCUCCGUCGUUUAUGCGAUUCGGGAAAGCUACUAACUCAAGUCCAUCGUGGCCUCUCAACCACUAGAAGAGCAUUCGUGUCUCCAGGCUUAAACAAGCAAGUCCGUGACGCUUUGGAGGGCAUUAACCCCGACAAAUUUCUCUAUGGUUCUAAUCUUUCUGAGAAGGUCAAGGAGGUUAGAGUUAUGUCAAAAAUCGGACAGGAACUCAGACCUCCCCCCAAGAAACAGACCAUACAGCGUUCGGGAAACUCGAAGGGCCCGUUUGUGAAAUUCAAGAAACCGCAAACGGGCUUCAAGUCUCGGAGCCAAUACAAGACGGCCAGCACGUCUCGAUACAAGCAGAGCCAGCAACGACAGGAGUCUCAGAAAGCCAAGAACCAAGCACAGCCUACGGCGGCACAAACAACAGCCCAGAAGGCGGAAAAAUAAAGGUAACGAAACCUGCAGGAAACCUCAGGUUCUUCUUCCACGAAUGGAAGGCGAUCGGUGCCGACCGUUUUACACUACAAUGCAUCAGGGGAUAUAAAAUACCCUUCGAGUCCAGUCCCAUGCAGUCAUACAUAGCAGUCGAACCUUCCCUUCCAGAAUCUGACCAGUCUCACUUACAUAGGGCAAUGGCCCAUCUACAAGAGUUGGCAGCAAUUGAACCGUGUACUCCUUGUAAAGGUCAAUUUAUCUCUACUUAUUUUUUAGUCGAUAAACCUAACGG